UGAUCCAAAAAACAAGUGACACUUAAACAGCACAAAAAGGUUUUUCUUUUUGAUAAUUUCGAUGAAAAUAAAAAAAAAAAACUACUAAUGGAUUAUAAUUUACUAAAGUUUUUGAAUUUAGAUUUCAAGUAGAAAGGAGUGGAAUUUUGAUUGUGAAGUCCAAGCUUGUGUAUUAAAAGAAAAAGAAUAGUGGAGUAAAUUGAGUUGCCAUUAUGGGCGGGUAAGGGCUGUUUCUUUCUCCUCCAUCUCUGCUCCACACCCUCAAGUAAACACAAGCGUACAGACAAAUUUAUUCUUCUCUUCUCUCUUCUUUAUUCUUUCUCUCUUUCUUUUCAAUAUUUUUUCUUAUUGUUCUACUAAGCAUUGAUUCUUUCUUUCUUUUUCUCUCUCUCUUUUAAUUAAUCAUUGAUUAGGCAGCUCUCUCUCUUUCUCUCUCAAUCUUUUCCAAGAAAGGAACUGGGUUGUCUUCUGCAAUUUUUCCUUCAUCAUAUCGUAAAGUGAAGCUGAGCAUCAAACCUUGUUGGUAGGAUCAAUGGAAGCAAGAUAUAACUUUUUGGGUUUUGCAAUUAGAACAAAUUAAGCAGAUGUUACUGACUUAGUUGCGCAGAAAGCGAGGAAAAGAUCUUUUACUUCCUUCAGUACUAUUCAUAGCUUUGAAUUUUCCCGAAGAAGUUUUCCGUUUAGCAGUCAAGUAGAAAUCUAGUACUACCCUUAUUUCAUUGGGUUUCAGUGACAGUUAGCAGCUUCAUUUGUUGUGAAAAUAAAGAAUCCUGCUUGAUUUGCUGAUAUGCAGAAUGCUGCUACCCUGCCCACCUAAUCUGUGUUAUGCCUGUUGUUUGACGUUAGCUGUUCCCAUUGUUUGCUACUUUUGAAUAAAAAUUCAAAUCAUGAUCUAUGUUGCUAAAGAAUUUGAUGGAAGACAAACAACUGGAUUUUAAUCAGCCACUUCUCUCUGUGAGGCGUUUCACAUCACCAGGAGCCGCAUCUGAAUCUGAGGGCAAAAGGAAAUCUGAUACUUCACUCCCCAAGAUACCCCGUCCACCCAUUUACAAAUCAGAAUUGAAAUCAGGACCAGUAAGGAAUCCUGGAACAGUUCCUUUUGUAUGGGAGAAAACCCCAGGACGACCAAAGGAAGAAAGCAAUUCACAAACUCAGGCUCUUAAACAGCUCUGCUUGCCCCAAGGCUUCCACCUGGGAGGAUUUUGAAUGAAGCAGCAUUCUUCAAGAAAUGGGUCUGGUGGUAAAACAUUUACUCCAUCUCAAACAGGAACUGUCCCUUCCUGUUCUCAAAAUGUUUCAUCUUUGAAGAGGAAUGAAGCUAAAUACGAGAGUUCCGGUGGAGAUAUGGAGGAGACAGGGAGCUCUGGCUCAAAGGAUAGUGAUGAGGCAUAUGUAGAUGCGCUUGAUACACUUUCACGAACAGAGUCAUUCUUCUUGAACUGUAGUAUUAGCGGUGUGAGUGGGUUCGAUGGUCCUGAGGUCAAACCAUCUGGGAUCUUCUCAACAGAUCCGCAAACUCGGGAUAUCAUGAUGGGUCGUUUUUUGCCUGCGGCAAAGGCAGUAGCAUCAGAAAUACCUCCAUACGCUUCUAGGAAGCAACCUGUAGCACGAGAGCCACAGAGACAGGUAAAGAAGGUAGUCAUUGUGGAUAAGCAGCAGCCACUUUAUGUGUCCAGACCAAACAAUUUUCCAAAUCACGCACAAGAUGAUUGGUUGGAAGAAAGUGAAGAUGAAGAUGAUUAUAGGUCUCAAAACUCUUCAGCAAAAGUUUGUGGCUUAUUUCAUCAGUUUUUGCUUAAAAGUUCCUUCUGCCUUUUGAACCCAGUACCAGGGAUGAAAAUUCAGGCUCAGAAACCGGCGAAACCAGCCCACUCUGUUCGUAGAAGACAGGCUAAAUCCUCAUAUUUAAGAUCUGGCAAUGAAACUGAAAACGAGUAUGCCAAGGCUGCUACAGAGAAAGGCUUAACUGGUAUAUCUCGAACAGAAGAGCUAAUUGAAGAUAAGAAUAAUCUAAAGAGUGGAUCUAUCCAUAUGAGUUAUAGGAGUGAUUGUCAGAAUCCGGAUGGAGCAUCUCUGUUCAGGCAUUUGCAGGGUAAUGUUGUAUCAUCCUACCCUAGUCAAAUUUCCCAGUUGGUCCAUCGAGAAAAAAGGUUUCUUGGUACUCCUGAAACAGCUAAAAAUUAUGGGGUUAGUAGCAUUGAUCUGCAUAAAAAAGGAAGCAACAAUUUUCAAGAAUUACUGGCCCUCCAGAGUAACAAUCUGGAAUCAGGCUUAGACAGCCCUGCGGCUGAGAAAACUCUUUAUGUAGAUUCUGUACACAAGGUAAUAUCCACCAAUUCAUAUUUUUCAGCUACCAAGACAGCUCAAGGCAUGGAGGGUGAUUCUGAGAUUGUAGUUAAACCUGGGAAAGUGGAGGAGACUCCUUCAGUAGAUUCUUUGUUACAGGAUAUCAAGCACUUGAAUUGCGUGGUUGAUGAUAAGGUGAUAGUGCAGCAUAAAAGCUUGGAGUCUGUGGAUUCAUAUUCCCUGUUUUCUUCUGAAAAAAAUGCUCCUGAGAUGGAAUUGGAUGCAACAAACGGUUCCAGAAGGGAUCAAGAUUUGAUUAAGGAUUCUAGUAAAUUGACAAGCCUAAAUGUGACCCACAACAAAAAGGAUGAUAUGGACAGCCAACUGCACUUUAAAUUAAGUUGUCGAGAAACUUCUCAUGGUCUCGUACAGGACUCUAUUACAUUAACAAAAUCAAACGUAGCCGGCCGUAGAAAGAUUGGUUUAGAAAGUCACCAGCAAAAGAAAUCAAGUAACCAGGAAAGUUCUCAUGGCAGCUACUCAAAACUUCCUCUUGCCCCACCUUUACCAAAAGCUCCAUCAGAGUCUUGGUUAAAGCGCACCUUGCCCACUGUUUGCUCGAGGAAUUCAUCUUCACGGUCUUGUCUUGCUGCAUGUAACUAUAGUGGAACUCAGGCCUCGUCUGCUCCCUCUAGUGAUCCCAAGUGGGAAAGCAUUGUUCGAUCUUCUAAUGUACAUCAUGGCCAUUUGCGGUUUUCUGAGGAGCAACUUCCUCCAGUACCCGAAGCCUAGAAGUACAAAGACUUAGAGUCAGCAGGCUCAGCCAUUCGCUAUGGUUGGAUCCAUUGUUUUAAUGGGUUUAUGGAUGCAGAAAGAUACCUUAAAUCCCCUUUCAAAAGUUUUCUCUACGGAUGCUCUCGGUACGUAAUGGAAAGCUGUAAAAGUGUAAAUCAACAUUUCCAUUAUCACACUGAAAUAAGAAGCUACGGUUGUAAUUUCUUGUAAAUCACAUCAAUUAGUUCAUUGAGUAUAUAGAUAUAGGUCCAAUAAUCCUGUAUUUUGAUUCUUUUGUAAACGAAUUCGGGAGCUUUUUCCUCUUAUUUGCAAUAAUAGGAGAAAAAUGGUUUAUACUA
Theobroma umbraticum is the source of this 3419-nucleotide messenger RNA. The record is from RefSeq and is a predicted model, not a curated record. NCBI's taxonomy places the organism in Eukaryota, Viridiplantae, Streptophyta, Magnoliopsida, Malvales, Malvaceae.